Messenger RNA from Spirometra erinaceieuropaei, 12376 nucleotides. The record is from the annotation of a GenBank genome assembly. NCBI's taxonomy places the organism in Eukaryota, Metazoa, Platyhelminthes, Cestoda, Diphyllobothriidea, Diphyllobothriidae.
AUGUCCACAAUCAGUCGUUCUGUUGUUUGUCCAACAGCGGGUUCGCGGAAUCUGGCGAUCUUAGCGGCAUACGAGGACAGACAGGAAGGCCAGCUGCUUGUUCUCUUCUUUCUCCUUCGUAAAUUGUAUGUCCGGGAAGACAGCAUUCAGACGUCCCUUGAAUGUUAGCAUUUAAUGCCGGUCGAUAAAGACGAAGAUAUUAUCCACAUACCGGGCCCAGAACUUCGGCCUGUGAUGUUGGAAGACCAGCGAGUCUAAUGGUUACAAGACCACCUCGGCGAUGAAUGCCAAAAUCAGUGAACCCAUUGGCCUGUCCUUUACCUUUUCGUAGAUUGGUCCGUCGAACGUGAAGUACGUCCUGAAACAGAACUUCAGGAGCUGAAGGACUUGGGCGUGUCCAAGACGAAUAUUCGUUUCAUCGUAUUUGCUUUGUAGAAGCAGCUAUGACGUAAAUGGUAAUGUUCUCACAAACUAACUAGUUAUAUCUCACGAGCCCUUAGCCUUAAAGGCAGCAAGUAAAACUGAGCACUGAAUAAUAUAGAGAUUCUAAACAUUAAGUAAGCUGACAACACAGCGCGACAACAAAGCAGGCCAGCAAGGCGGAUUGUAAAGGUGUGUUGUUUUUCGUCACAUUCGAACAAGUAAUCUGGGCAAAGAAAACGGGACUAAAUUGCCAAAGGUAAAUUAAUCCGAUGCCCCACCACAGCUCUAUUGUCUCGAUUGCUAGGUCCUGGGGAAUAGAAGUAAAAAGGGAUGUUUAUCGGGUCUGGUGCAGUUGCGGACAAAGCAACUACGUCGGAGAAACCGGAAGACUGCUCCAAGCGCGAAUGGUCGAGCACGCUGCAGCGGUGCUGACAAAUGACGCCUGCUCUCAAGUUGCGGCUCAUUCGACGGGUUUCGUCCACACAUUCAAAUUUGACGAAGCCGAAGUCCUCGCUAGAUGUGACAACGGCGUGAGCAGGGAGCUGAUUAAGUCAUGGUUUACUGACCCCUAGUUCAUUAACAAGAGCAAUGAUCUUCCCCUUCCAUACUCGAUGCUAAGACUUCGCCUAGGCGGAGUAAUUAGCCACGCGGGAAGCGCACAGGUGAACACUUUUCCCAACACCCGGGUCAACGCGUCAGAUGGUCGAGCAAUCAUCACGCCAACAUCCAACGCACGUGAUGAAAUUGCAGCAAUCGACGACGCGAAUGUUGGCCAUCAAACAGUCAGCACACCACGUGCACCGAUCCCUGAUGAAGGGGGAGUCAUGAAUAUGCAUAUGUAUGCGGUAGCAUGGCGACUGCAUCCUACAAAUACUGCAGCCCCUAGUGCAUGAACCAUCCGUAUCUGCUUAUGUCUCUGAUGAUGGGUUCGAGCAGGAAUCCCAAAUGUCAGGUCAAUAAAGCUCUUGUCCCAGCGAUCGUGUCUCCUUCUUCAUGGGUGAGUAAACUGUCCAGAUGCAGAUUACGUAGAUCUGGCCUCGAAAUGCAGAUCCCAAUCUGUUCCGUGUCUCUUGUUUGUGUUCUACUUAACUGUACCUGUGUUUCCCAAAUUGCGGACGUCUUUGAGUGCAGGCAGUUAUUGAAGAAGGGCAAAUAUUGCAUAUGCAAGCCCGCUGUGAAAAUAGAUCCCAGGGAAUCUUGUAGCACGAGAAGGGUGUUAAUAGUAGUUUUAUUAGUAGGGCAGAUAUGAACGCCAAUUAACGUAAUAUGCAGAAGGCACUGGGAAAAUUCGCAUUUCUGCCGGACGUUUGCUUUGUGAUUUCAAAUGAGGUGCCGAAACGGACCAUCCAAAUUAGGGGUGUGUAAACUGUGCACCUAUCGCUGCGAAAUUUCCACGCUGUACCUCGAACGAGGAUAUCUCAGAACGGAAUAGCGUUGAUCAGAACGCGGAAGGGUGCUGGUGUUUGGCUGAACAUCCUUUACACGGACUGAGUAAAUCAAACUCUAAAAACCACCAACUGCUUGUGUAGUGCGUACCUUUUCCUUCAUUUUCCGUGGUUGUAAGAAGGUAAUCAUGCCUCCUCCACAGGAUUUCUCUUACCCUCAUUUGAUACACACCUUUUGUGGAAAACCAUGCCAUCUUCAAUGCGCGUGCUUGAAGAAGCUGCCCAGAUGCAUUAUCAUAAAGAAACGUAGGAAUUCCCAAAUGCGUUUGUGAACUCAAACAGUUCCUUUGCUUGUUCGCAUGGUUGGAAGCUGGCUUGCUUUGAGUAAAUUUACACACGCGCUGCUUACUUAGAUGACUUUUGUUGGGUUCGACUGGAAAGAUGUUGAACCAGCAAACAUCACACUUUAUUGUGUGGGGCAGCUUGGGCUUAUGCGUCAUGUUAACCAGCAUAGGAUGGAUGACUUGCAACACUCAUUGACUAAAGAUCCGGGGUUUAAAUCUCGGGUGUUCCACACUUGAGGUUGGGUGUGACUGGCUGAUGACGGCUAAUAAGUCGAAAAUUUCCAUCCCAGGCUCCCUUGUCUUUGUCGUUACUACCUUACCUACAGGGACCUCCAUUUGGCACUUUAUUCGGUAAUUCAAGUGUCCUUGCACUCAAUUUUAGCAAGAUUAUGGCUAGUGUUAAGCUUAGGAGUAGGCCUAAGGCUUCGGUUAGGAUUAUGACGCUGGAUUAUUUACCAUUCCUGGAAAUUAUCACAAGGUCACCGUAUCUCUUGCCCUGUUUUUCUAAAUCCUAGGUUCUUGUUUCAUUGAUCUAGGCCCAGAUGUAAGGCCUGAUGGAAGAGUGAGGCAGCCGAGGAAACCAACAUUGUUUUUCUGACAUACCGACAGUUCGAGACGCAUCCCUCUAUCAUCAUAAUAUCAAUGAAAUAGGGGCCGCAGUUGUUAUGAUUUCGCCUGCCCAGCUGCCAGUCACCUUCCACAUUGCCUGCUGAUCGCGAUCUUCUGCGUGAUCAUAUAAACCAACUACUUUCUCCCUCUCUCUCGUCGUUGUCUGCUUUUCUGUCUACAUGGACCAACUGUGCUGCACAGGCGCUCCCUGUUUUUGUGUUUGGAAUUUCCGCAAGGACUGGUUCAAAUACUGAAGGUCCCAGGCAACUGUCCCCGUCGAGGCCGCUAGGGGACGAAGCCGAUCGGCAGAAAAAAAUUUUAUUUACCCGCGACUUCUGAAAUGUCCCCUGAGCCUACAUAAACAACCAUAAACUGGCAGCUGUGCAGUUCCUGCUUACAAUCAGUUCUUUUUGUCGUCUGUCCAAAAGCGGGGUCGCGGAAUCUGGUACAGGUUUUGUAAACCUGGCCUCGAUCUGCCGACCCCAGUCAGUCCCGUAUCUCUUGUUUGUAGUCUACCUAGAUGUAAUUGCGCUUGCGAAACCGUGGGCGUCUCUGGAUGCGGAGAGUUAUUGUGGAAGGCAAGGAUUGAAUAUGCACGCCCACGGAGAAUGUAGAGCACAGUGAAUUCCUUUAGUAGGGAAAGGAUGCUUGUAUUAGCCUCCAUCUGAACAAGUUGUGAAAACCACGCGGCCUACGACAGCAAGGAGAAGGCUUUAGUACAAUCAACGCACUAGCCACCUGAGCUACGAGGCCCACCGGGAGACGUGAUAUCAAUCCCACUUCGGUUAACGUACUCACCCCCGGCGGAACCCGGUGGGGCCUCACAGCCCAGAUGGCUAGGGCGUUGGCUGUACUAAAACCUUCCCCUUGCUAUCAUGGGUUCGAAUUUCACCGACGCGCCGAGUUUUUCACAGUUGGAUCAAUAUGAAUUAUUCAAACUCUGCCAAAAAUCUAUGAAUUACGUAAGCCUGGUAGUCAUCUGGUGGAUUCUAGAUGGAUUACUCAGAAAAACCUGCUUGGGCAGUCAGCUUACUGUAUCAGAUUUGGUGGAUUCCAGACGUUGCAGUAGGUUGGGCGGGUAACUUGACCCAAAUGUGAUUAAACUCGCGUCGUCCGGCGGGGCCUCGAAGCUCCAGUGGUUAAAGACUUGGCUGUACUAAAGCCCUCCCCUUGCUGUCGUGGGUUCAAAUCCUACCGAGACACCGAAUUUUCAGUGCCUCCGUAAUUGUGUUCGCAAACUGAUAACCGACUGUGGAUGUGCGGUAGACCUGGCCACCAUUUUGGACAGUCUAGUUGUGUUCUCGCAAUCUUGAUUCAAAUCAUCGCAAGAUUUUUCUUCAUGUAUAUGAAUUCGUGCAUAUAACCGAACUUGUCAAGCCUGAUUCCAACCAAUCCAAUCAAGGCUGAUCCGCCGAUUUCAGAAAUUAACUUUGGAAACCCCACGUAUACCAUAAAACCUAAGGGAUAGACUUAAAAACUCCAGCUGGGUAGCUGAACUAGCGAUAUAGGUGCUAUUCGCGCUAUAUUUGCGCAAAUUGAUCAGGCGCUCUUCGACAAGACCUACAGGGCAUUCGCUCGGCUCCAGGGCGUCCGUGGUUCAAGAGAGAUUAUCAACUGUGCAACGGGUCCAGGUGAAGGUACCGCAGGUGUUGAAGAAUACUGGCACUCUGUCAUAUGAAGCCGGUCCGGCUGGAUCAAAUAGGUUUCGUCCUGAUCCCAUGUGACUGGGUGGCUACCUCAUCCAGACCUACCAGACUGUUAGAUGCUGUGAGUGCGUCCUCCAAUUCGAGGACCCCUUUGGAAGGGAAAGUCUGCCUUGUCACCGCGGAGGACAUUCGAGGAGGCACCUUCUUGCAGAGAGCUUUUGGGGCCUGAACCGAACUCCCUGUGACGGUUGCGUUUUCAGACAUUGUCAAGGCAUGUAAACGCAGACUUGGUGAGAAACUACUGUGCAUGCAUGGCGGAAGCUUACGACUGUGUCCCACACAUAAAUGACUUCACAUAGUCCAGAUUUUCCGUCUUGAAAAUUAUUUUAUUUUGCUCUUUCGGAAAUGAAUGGGGAGCUAAAGGGCGGAAGUCACGUAGUAAAGUAACUGAAAGUGAGGAACGUGGCAGAAGAAAAGGGACUUUCAGAUUAACAUGCUCAUUUUGCUUCCUGUGAACUGUGCCACCUUUAUGACCCUGAAAACUGGCCAAUGAUUGGAACCGUCCUGUAUUCAGUUUUGCAAAUCAUUGAGCUACACGAAUGAAACAUGCGUUGUAAUCAUCUCAAGUGAUGGACUGUAAACUCGGUUGUCCAUGAAAGGAAAGAUGACUCUUAAGCAAUCAUAUCGAAUGAAAAUACAAUAGAUGGGCUAGCUCAUGAAAUGUCGACCGAAAUGACUACUCAAGUAGCAUGCAUUUUUCUCAUUGCUUUUCGAUAUCCUUAAAAAUUCAAUUAUAUUUCAUGGAAAACACGCAUAAAAAUAUUCAUUCUUUUCUCAUUCGGUAGAAAAUGACGUCUUCUUUCAAUUAUAUACUCGAAGGACUGUAUACUUCGAUUUUAAAAAAGUUUCUAACUGUACGAUUUUUUAAUACCGUGAAAUGGCCGCUCAUAAAACGUCAUGUCUCCGCAUUUACCAAAGUAGCUUGUAAAGUUAACAAUAUGGAUCAAAUUAAAUACUAAAUUUUCUGGACCCUACAUGACCUCCUCUUAAUACCGUAGCGAAAUAUAUGGUUUUCCGUACGCAGACAAUACAUGGCUUGUAGUGUGGGAACCCUUAAUGCAAGUGUAACGGUAAGUCGGGUUCAGAAUUAUUCAGGAAUUGAAAAAGUUUUUAUAAAACGAAGUAUACCCCUCCUUAGAGUAGAAAAUUGGAAGGAGGCGUAAUUUCUACCGAAUGAGCAAAAGCAUGAAUAUUUUUAUUCAUGUUUCCCAUGAAAUAUAACUGGAUUCUUCAGGGCAUCGAAGAUCAAUGAGAAAAAUGCAUGUCCCUUGAGUAGACACUUUUUACAGGGUCUGGUUUUCGCAUGCGGUCGUAAAGAAGUUCGAUUGAAAGCCGGUUUCCUGGGAUAACUGAAUUAUUGUAUAAUUAUGCUGCAGGAUGAUUAGCUUUACAACCCUACUUAAUUAAUCUUUUGGAAACUUAAACGUAUUUCGGAAUUUCGGUUGGCAUUUCAUGGGUUAGCUCACCUGCUGUAUAUAAGGUUUUUUGCCUCUUCUCCGACCAAAAGAGUUUCUAUUGUCCAGGUGUAGAUAAAAGAUUCUUCAGCUUUGGCUCUGGAUCCCCCGAAAGCGGUUCUGCAUAGGACUGAAAAUAGGUUCUUUCACAACUUCCCCCGGUUUCAUUAUCUCGUCAGUCGAGACUGUCAGACAGGGUUUUCAAAGGCAUUGCCUAUUAUCCUUAAAAUAUACUGACCUAUUAUAUGAGAGUGGGGUUCAUCGACCUGCCCUGACUAUCGGAUGGGAUUUUUAAUUCCCGUUUCGCCUAGGUAUUCUGGAUCUCAUUUGACAUUGAUGGGGGCAUAGCGAAUAGCAAUUAAUAAGUCAUAAAUGCUAUCUAAGAAGAAGAAGAAGAACACUGAGAGGAGGGAGACUUCACCGCCGAAAUAGGAAUUUUAUCCUGCUGAAGUUUCCGACUCACUUUGGAGUGCAACAUAAAAGGCACUGAGACAGACAUUUUUGACCGCUGUCAGUUAGAAGUAUAUAAAGUACCAGCGGAUGGCCAGAAAAAUGGGCGUUUACAGGGGCUGUGAGACGUUUAGCACAUAUUUUAGGACAGCGAUUUUAUGAAGAUCAUUGCGUGACAAGCAGACUCCCUGAGAAUGCCAACCAACAUAGCAUCCAGCGUAGCAAGUAGAGGGACGAAAAUGACGAAGAAGACCUGACUAUGAUAACACCAGAUGUCCUGAAGGACUGACUAGUGGUUCCGGCAAGUUAGCCCACCUUAUCUCUACCAUUCAGAAUACUCACGAAUGCAGGAAGUCACUAAGAAGGAAAACUGACAGGCAAGGAUUAAGUAUGUGGGCGGGGCAAGAAAAUGCCAACUGUUGUUUAAUUAAUUCAUCAUCGUGUUAACACUCCUGCCUUACUGACAGACUUGUGCAUUCCAUCUAACAGUAUUUCGAGUAUUCUUUAACUGCUUGAAUGCUCUUCGUGCCGAACUUUUUUGAAAACCGGGCUUCCCUCCAACUAAAGAAUUACGUGUGGGGGUGCGGAACAAUGAACCCACGUAGAUAUUUCCGCAGCACCAACUCCUCGGGGCGGUACAGGUGAACGAAAGGUCGACAAAAACUCUACGGAACAGCACCUACCUGUAAAAAUAUUAUACGCAGUUCUCCACGGUUUUCCUCACCCCACGCACAUACUUAACCCCUACCGACUGCCAAAUCCAUGUCACGACAGUUACGGACGCCCACAAUGACGGCCCGGUGCCAGGCGGAUCAAACAUCAAUACGGUGCAGCGAAACCCACUGUGUAGAGAUCCUUUAGUCAGAAUGCUUCCAGAUGUCAACCGUACCGACUAUUUACCUCAACCUGCUGUCUAAUCUUAACCUUCGUGUUUGUAAACAUGUGGGUAACUUAAAUAACGCCAGGCAUCCCCCCCGGUGUUUCGAGCAAACGACAUUCCUGCCACUCAAACAAUUUGACUGUGAACUGAUUCCAGAAGUGGCUACUUGUACAUGCCAUGUGAAGCUUGGCAACAGUGCUGUUUAUCUUAACCUUCUUCUGGUCCGCACGAUGGACCGGUAAUCACCGUUUACACCGUGAGUGCCCCAGGCUUGGACACCACAAUAAUCGCUUCCCCCCCCCCUCCCCACAUACACAAAGAGGCAGGCAGAAUCAAAUCUAGUUCUGGAUGACACUGGAAACGGCACUAAGUGGAAACACUCGGACUACUACGCUGUUACCAGAUGAACAAAGUUGGCUGGGCCCAGUUUACAAAACAGUUAACUUUAUGCCCUAAUUCGCUCCCAACCCGAUUUAACGGACACCCUAAAUACAACACUCUGUGCGUAUACUUGAACAGCAACAAAUUUGACAGAGCUGUUGUUCCAGAUUGAGAAAUUGAAAAUUAAAACUGGCAUUCGUAACAUAUGUCCUUCACUGAUAGGAGCAAAUGAACAUAUUCAUUUUGCAAUGGUACUUUGGCGCCUGUAUCGCAGUGAGAGUUAAAGUAUCGAUGAGUAAUGUAUACUUGUGGAAUUUGCCAAUAAAUACCCCUGCCUACCUAUGAUCUUAGUUGAGAAAGGAUCAAUGAACUUCCGCUCAUGUAAUUUUGAUUGUCUCAGAUCGCAGACAGAAAGAUCCAGGUCUGUGACUCAAGUGUCAGGACGUCUGACUCAAUCGCCCGAUGGUAAGCUGAUAAGGAUCACAAUCUCACGUAUUCCGAUCUGUGGUUGACAUCUGACUGUCUGGUGGUGGUGAAUAACCUAGGGAUGGCUACACUGGUCUUAAGGUUCUUCGUCACUAAGACUUUUCAAAUCUGGUGUUUUUUCCCGAAAUACAGCUCUCGGCAGCCUAUGUAACUACGUACGACAAACCAAAUACAUUUAAAGCAAGCAAGGACAGCAUAAUUUACUGGUACCACAAAAUUUCGCGACGGCUUCUCAACUGCUGCCGGUCGUUGCAUAACAGAAAUAACAAGUGAGAAAGGUACAAAUGUUUGAAUUUCGACAGAGAAAAUCGAUGUAAAACAGCAAGGUCAACGUGUACUGCGCGUAGACUAAUCGAUAAAAUGGUAACUUCAAAAUGCAGCAUAGGAAUGAAAAUGGGGAACUAGGCAUGCCGAGGGAUUUCGAAACUCAAAAGGGGCUCGGAUCUACCAGGGCAAGCUGAGGUUGACCACGCGGUCUAACUGUUUACAUAGGUCGGGUUUCUCCCGCCGUAUAUAGGCUGCCUCCAGGUAGCGCAAUAACCGAGUAGUUUGUGCUCGAACUAAUACUCGAAAAGACGUCUUAGGGUCAACCGAAUGACCACUAUCAAGGAGAUGUUUUGUAAUGGAAGACCGUGGAGUCUUGUUCUCCUGCUUUAGAAGCCAUUUAGGCAGGUGCUCAACUGCUCUGGCUGCCAGUUGCCUUUGCGUUCGCCCAAUGUACUUGCAUCCGCAACAAACACCAAUAAUUAAAGAACACAUGGCUGCCGUAGCUGCAUUGAAGCGGCAUGAACAAAUAGUAAUUUCCAAGCCUGAUAAAGGCCACGGGGUUGUCAUUCUUAACCGGACAGACUACGUAAACCAAAUGGGAUCCAUUUUAGACGAUCCUAGUAAAUUUCGUCUCGAAACGCAAGUGAAAGAUGAAACCAAGGCAGUGGAAGAAUCCGCCUGGAAAAUAAUUAAACAAAUGUUGGACAAAAAUCUAAUUGAUGAAAAAACCGUGCUAUCCUUGAAACCGAGGGGAACAUGUAUCCCCAGACUAUAUGGAUUGCCAAAGACGCAUAAAAAGGACAUACCUCUACGACCAAUUCUGUCUAUGUCUAAUUCACCCCAACAUAGACUAGCACAGUGGCUUGUCAAGGAAAUAGAGCCAAUACGACGCCUAUUUUCAACUUACACAAUAAAAGACAGUUUCCAGUUUAUUGAAGAAAUAAAGCAUCGGAACAUUUCCAACAACACUAUGAUAUCUUUGGACGUUGCAUCACUAUUCACAAAUGUACCACUGGAUGAGACUAUCGAUAGUAUAUGCGACCAUGCGUCUGAAACCCGCCUGUCCCCCGAAAUAUUACGUGACCUGUUGAAACUAUGCACGAAAAACGUUCAAUUUCUGUUCAAUGGACAGAUAUACAGACAAAUUGAUGGAGUGGCAAUGGGAAGUCCACUUGGUCCAACCCUUGCCGACAUUUUUAUGGGUCACCUAGAAGAAAAGUUCGCAGAAAAAUUGAACAGGAAAACAUUGUACAAAAGAUAUGUAGACGACAUUUUUGCUAUUGUUGAUAACGACGAUGAAGCCGAAGACCUACUUGUUGCCAUGAACAGUCUCCAUCUUAAGAUUACAUUCACAAUGGAGAAGGAGCAGUGCAACAAGCUCUCUUUCCUGGAUGUCCUCAUGACUAGACAGGAAGAUGGUUCAAUCGAAGUUCCACGGGCGAAGGAUGCCUUGCCAUUGCACGCCACGUCAAAUUGUGUUUACGAAUUUACAUGUACUUGUGGAUGCAAGUACAUUGGGCGAACGCAAAGGCAACUGGCAGCCAGAGCAGUUGAGCACCUGCCUAAAUGGCUUCUAAAGCAGGAGAACAAGACUCCACGGUCUUCCAUUACAAAACAUCUCCUUGAUAGUGGUCAUUCGGUUGACCCUAAGACGUCUUUUCGAGUAUUAGUUCGAGCACAAACUACUCGGUUAUUGCGCUACCUGGAGGCAGCCUAUAUACGGCGGGAGAAACCCGACCUAUGUAAACAGUUAGACCGCGUGGUCAACCUCAGCUUGCCCUGGUAGAUCCGAGCCCCUUUUGAGUUUCGAAAUCCCUCGGCAUGCCUAGUUCCCCAUUUUCAUUCCUAUGCUGCAUUUUGAAGUUACCAUUUUAUCGAUUAGUCUACGCGCAGUACACGUUGACCUUGCUGUUUUACAUCGAUUUUCUCUGUCGAAAUUCAAACAUUUGUACCUUUCUCACUUGUUAUUUCUGUUAUGCAACGACCGGCAGCAGUUGAGAAGCCGUCGCGAAAUUUUGUGGUACCAGUAAAUUAUGCUGUCCUUGCUUGCUUUAAAUUCAUUCCGGGGAAAUAUUCUUUCAAACCAAAUACAGACUGCUCAUGCAUAGCAGCCAUUAGUUAUCGCCAGUCACCCCUCGCACGCUGUUAAGUCGAUUUUGCGGCCCCAAAGAUAGUUUGGUGUCGGCAAGUUGGGUGGUUGCGAGGUCUUAUCACGUCCAACUGGUCUCCGUGAGACCACGUCCGGACAGGCGAGAGCCACGAAUGAUCAUAAACUGAACUCGUGAACACCUAGCAUACAUUGCCGAAUUCGGCACCGCAGCUGAAGCAUUUGAGCACGAGGUCGAAUACCCCGUUCAACAAGCUCAGGCUUCCGACAACUGGUCCAGAUUCGUCGGUUUCAUAUUUACAAAUGUGGACGGACCCUGAGGAGCCAAAUCGAUAUCACGACGAUUAGGAACGUCCAUGCGGGCAUUUCGCUGCUGACGCGGCCUGCCGGUCACUGUGAGGGUGGCCGUGAAAAUGCGGCAUCACUGGCGCAUCACUACCAGUCAGCCACCCAGACAGCGUGCAUCUACUGUCAAUCGGACUGAUUAUCACGUCCGAAUUUAGCCUUCCAAGUCCUUUGCACUGGUGCUCCCUGAAUUCCCUUCUGCUGAUUUUCGCAAGGAUGAAUUUGGUGGCGACCUAGAGGCUCAUUCCAUGGUAACACCGGUGUGUUUGUCGACCUCAUUCCGAGGAAGCACUCGCAAAAUAUGAGGUGUCUUCCGCUUGUCCAUAAUCUACCACUGCUGCUGCUGCAACUACUACUACUACUACUACUACUACAUAACUUCGGCCAUUGAAUUAGAAGUAGCUGCAAGAGACGGGAAGUGCAUACGGUUUGAGUCUUAUACUUUAUUGGAUAAAAAAGAGAUCUCGUCAUCUAAGGGUUUCUCAUGUGGACCAAAAUCGAAUUUUACUUUCAUACUGUUUCCCAUGCACGAAAACACGGAAAUAAGACGCCACCACUGCCUCAUCACGCUCAUAACGUCAAACAUCAGCCUUACAUGCCAGGAAUGAUGAGGCAAUGAGAUAGUCAACAUCCAUUGUAGAGGGCCAUCCUCGGAAUUUUGCAGUAAAAAGUCAUUUGUGGGGGCUCCGGCUGAACAGGCAUGGAGGACUGUCUUCGUUGAUGAUUCUGGCGGUGGUGGUGGUGGUGAUGCUCGUGGUGCUAGUGGCGGUGAUGAUGAUGAUGAUGAUGAUGAUGAUGAUGAUGAUGAUGAUGAUGAUGAUGAUGAUGAUGAUGACGGUGUUGGUGAUGGUGGUAGUUGGUGAUUGUGGUAGUGCUGGUUUGUUGUGGCGGCUAGCGUCUCAAACUGGCCACGUGGUAGAGGUGUUAGACCAAUACGGAGGCCAUAUCGGUUUCUGGCAGGUGUUAUCGGAAUUGCACACCAUAACAAAUGUCAACAUUUCGGGAUGUGGUGGCAGACCCGGUUGCCGACAGUCGUCGUUCACACUGGGACCCUGUCGCACCCCAUUGUUGCCUUCGUUGUUGUUGUUGGUUAAGAACCUGGUCAUUUGCUGUGUGCACCAGGCGGUGUGGAGCGGAACGCCAAGGUGGGACCUCGAGCGUUCCAUCCACCUGCGCCCUCCCACCCCACCUCCGGUCUUUUUGACUCUAUCUUGACAUCGGGCUUAGAGGGGGAGAAGAGAAGCGUGCGGUAAGUGCUGCGCAAGUCUACAUCCGCUAUAAACUAUAUCACGCACAAGUCGCCAUGUCUGCCCUUACCGUGUUGUGGAGCACACGGUGGACAUCGUCGACAAUGACGGUCGAACUAUCGUGUAUCGUGGCGAUGGCUGUGGUGGUGGUGGUGUUGGUGGUGGUGGUGGUGGUGAUGGUGGCGGCGGCGGCGGCGGCUGUGCUUGCGGCAGUUGUGAUGUUGGUGUUGACGGCGGUGUUGGUGCUGUAGGUGGUGGCGGUGGCGAUGGUAGUGGUGGUGGUGGUGGGUGA